This is a messenger RNA of Blepharisma stoltei, 1955 nucleotides long. Lineage: Eukaryota; Ciliophora; Heterotrichea; Heterotrichida; Blepharismidae. The record is from the annotation of a GenBank genome assembly.
AUGAAAAAGCUUAAAAUUUUUCUAUUGGGUUUUGCAAUUUUUAUUCCGUACUUUAUAUAUAAUCCAACCCAAAAUCAGCCAAGAAUACUCUAUGGGCUGCCUGAGAGCUCACUUUCUACUGAACAAAUACGAGGAGGUGGAGAAAUUCUUUAUGGAAUAGGCAUUCUCUAUGUUUUAUUUGGCAUCAGAGAAGUAUGUUCUGGAUUUUUUAUGCCAAUCAUUGAUUAUAUUGUAAAUAAAUACUCUAUUUCCCCCAAUGUUGCUGGUGCAACACUGAUGGCAUUGGGUGGCUCUGCACCUGAAAUAUUUAUUUGUUUCAUGAGCACUUUUGCUGCUAGCAGUACAAUAGGGUUUUCAACAAUCAUAGGCUCAGGUGCUUUCAAUGCUAUACUUCUUGUUGGGAUAUAGCGCCAGCCUCCUUUUGGCUAGAGCUAUUCCGAGGAUCCCCGAUGUCUUAAAUCAUCAUCAAGCAGCUCCCAGCCAGCCAUAUCAGCUUUGCGACUCGAACUUGCACUCUCAUUCUGAAGGUAAAGGCACUAGAACACCGUGCCGUACGCCAACGGGGAAUUUGGAAUUGCCCGAUUGACAAAGUAAGCACCCUCUGACCUUUCUGGGCUAUCCCUUUCUAACUUCCAAGUUCCAUCUUCCCUAAUGUUAAAGCCUUGCCCUGGACUAGGCCAAUCUCGAGUAGGUUUUGAAAUUGUUUUUAUCAACAAAUCUUGGAGAUUUGGGAAUAGCCUCAGCCAAAAGAAGUCCAGACUAUAUGCGCUAUGAGUGCUAAAUCAGUCUUCGAACUUCAAUGAUGGCAGGUCGCAAGAGAUUUUAUGUUCAAUAUGGUCUUACUUGGUCUUUUAGUCUUAUUUUGAAGCAAUCUAUUUAUUGACUGAUACGAAGGACUAGUCCUUAUACUUGUAUAUAUACUUUACGUCUAUUUUAUGAAGUUCAAUGGCACAAUUGAAAAAUUUUUUAAAAAACAUUUGAAUUUGCCAUAUGAAGGAGAUGAAGUAGAUUUCAAACCUCUUCCUGACAAACCUUUUAAGUUAAGAAGGUAUUCUAUUUCGGAGCUUGAGGCCUAUAUUCCUCAAGCUCUAAAUUUUAAAAGAGGCAUUUUAGCAAAAAUGAUAAAAAACGCACAGUUGCAAAUAGUCAAAAAUUCAUCUGAGGAAAGCGAAGAACUAAGAGCCAGAUUUAAAUAUUGCGUAUAUUUAAUCAUGAGGGCGAUUGAAGAAAAGAAGAAGUGCCAAAAACGAAACAAAGAAGAAAGAGGACUCAUUUAUCCUUAUAAGCAUGAAGUUUUUGACAAAGAAGACAUAAUUGCGCCAAUGGCGAGAAUCAGGAAAUUACAAACAAUUGAAGAAAAGAAAGAAAUUCUUUCAGAGGUUUCACCUUCUAGAUCACUUUUAAAUAGAAUUUUGAGAUGCUUGAUGCUACCACUUAGGCUGUGUCUAAAGCUCACUAUUCCUAAUAUAGAACGCCAUCCAAAGCUGUGGAUCUUUUCAAUGAUUAUUUCAUUGACCUGAAUUGGAGGUCUCAGCUUUUUAUUGGUAUGGUGGACUUCAGAUAUAGGAAUGGCUCUUGGAAUUCCUGAAAGCGUCCUUGGGAUUACAAUUUUAGCGAUGGGUGUAUCGAUUCCAGAUCUUUUGAAUAGUUUAAAAGUUACUAUUGAAGGCCAUGGGGAUAUGGCCUUAUCUGGAUGCAUAGGCUCAAACAUCUUAAAUUUAGGUGUAGGGAUAGGAGUUCCAUGCUUUUUCGAAGCCGUCAUUAAUCACCCUAUAGAUAUCCCAGCAGAUUUAUACAUGGCAGAAUACGUGAUGAUGAGUGUAUUUGGGACUUCUUAUAUCUUCCUAGCCGGCUUUAAGUUCCAACUAUCCCGCCAUUUCGGGGUUGUUAUGUUCUUUUUCUAUGCGUCAUUUCUAACGAUAUUUUUGGUGUUUGAGUUUUUAAACAUUCAUUAA